This is a messenger RNA of Carya illinoinensis, 1877 nucleotides long. RefSeq names its product autophagy-related protein 18a-like. Bases 246 to 1628 code for a protein of 460 amino acids. NCBI's taxonomy places the organism in Eukaryota, Viridiplantae, Streptophyta, Magnoliopsida, Fagales, Juglandaceae. The transcript has 4 exons. Gene Ontology annotation, cellular component: extrinsic component of membrane; cytosol; phagophore assembly site membrane. Gene Ontology annotation, molecular function: phosphatidylinositol-3-phosphate binding; phosphatidylinositol-3,5-bisphosphate binding; protein binding. Gene Ontology annotation, biological process: autophagy of mitochondrion; protein lipidation; nucleophagy. The record is from RefSeq and is a predicted model, not a curated record.
CGUCUGUUUCACUAUUUUUUGGCCGGGCCGGACCGAAGUAGUAUGCCGUAUGAGCCUUUAAACAUGGGCUGGGUCUUUAACGGAACAUCGUUGAGGAAGCCGCAGUGCAACCGCUUUCUUUAGAUCAGAAAGUUGAACAGGACCCCAAUUGUUGCUCGUUGUUGUAGGUUCGGCUGCAGUGUGUGAAAUUCGAACUCCUGAGAUUCCCUAUUCACUCCCUCUCUCCCUCUCUCUCUCUCUCAUUCAUGGCCACCCUCUCUACCUUCCCAUCCCCGCCCUGGCCCAAUUCUAACCCUAACCCCAACUCUAAUCCAAACCCUAAUUUUGUCACUCAAGAGGAACAGUCUAUUCCCCUCGACUCUCAGAACGAUUCGGCCAUCUCUUUCCGAUCAAUUGAUUACCAAUCUAUCGGAUCCCAUGGCGACGAACCCGACGACCACGACCACGAUCAGAACGCUAAUCCUAACAUCUACAAGGCGUUUCCGGCGCCAUAUGAUCCGCCAACGCUUGAACCCCAUGGCCAUGGCCGUAACGAGAACCCUAAUCCUAAUAUUCCUAAGCCGCUUGAUCCGCCAACUCUGCUCCACCUGUCGUUCAACCAGGACCAGGGGUGUUUCGCUGUGGGUACUGACUGCGGGUUCCGGAUUUUCAACUGCGACCCGUUUCGCGAGAUCUUCCGCCGGGACUUCGACGACGGGGGCAUCUCCGGAGUAGAGAUGCUCUUUCUGUGCAACAUCCUGGCUCUCGUCGGCGGGGGACCCCACCCUCAGUACCCACCCAACAAGGUCAUGAUUUGGGAUGACCACCAGGGCCGCUGCAUCGGCGAGCUAUCUUUUCGCUCCGACGUCCGCUCCGUACGGCUGCGCCGCGACAGGAUCGUAGUCGUACUGGAGCAGAAGGUCUACGUGUACAAUUUUACCGACUUGAAGUUGCUCCACCAAAUCGAGACUAUCUCGAACCCUAAGGGCCUCUGCGCGGUAUCCCAACUGGCGGCGUCGCUGGUCCUGGUCUGCCCCGGGUUGCAGAAGGGACAGGUUCGGGUUGAGCACUAUGCUUCGAAGAGAACCAAGUUUAUCAUGGCGCACGACUCGAGGAUUGCCUGCUUCGCGCUCACGCCUGACGGGCAGUUGCUCGCUACGUCGAGCUCCAAGGGGACUCUGGUCCGGGUUUUCAAUAGCAUCGAUGGAACACUUCUUCAAGAGGUUAGGAGGGGUGCAGAUAGAGCAGAGAUCUACAGCUUAGCAUUCUCUUCAACAGCCCAGUGGUUGGCAGUCUCAAGUGACAAGGGAACCGUCCACAUUUUUAACCUUAAGGUUAAUCCUGGAUCACCUGGGAUUGAGAAGUCACGAUAUGCAUCUGAUUCUAAUCUUGCUGUUACUCAAUCAAGCUCAUCUCUCUCUUUCAUUAAGGGAGUGUUGCCAAAGUAUUUUAGCUCAGAGUGGUCGGUUGCACAGUUCCGCUUGCCUGAGGGUUCUCAUUACAUUGUUGCUUUUGGUCACCAAAAAAAUACCGUGGUAAUUCUUGGCAUGGAUGGAAGCUUCUAUCGUUGUCAAUUUGACCCGGCCAUUGGAGGAGAGAUGACGCAGCUGGAAUAUCACAACUUUCUGAAGCCAGAAGAAGCUUUCUGAUGCCACGUGUACAUAUUAUAUCGUUGCGACAUAUAAUAUUCUUUUGUUAACUUUGGUUCUUUUCUUUCCUUGAUAUAGGAUAUGGGUAAUCACGUUGUAAAUAUACGAGUAGUAUAAAUUAUGCUACUGGCCUUCCAAAACCAAAAAAAAAAAAAAAAAAAAAAAAACAAGUGAAAAAUGAAUGCAAUAACUUUCUGUAUCUGUUCAUCACAUAAUUUAAGAUGCAAGUGGUCGUGCUGGACGCGUAUA